Molecule: messenger RNA, 1827 nt
Organism: Ornithodoros turicata
Lineage: Eukaryota; Metazoa; Arthropoda; Arachnida; Ixodida; Argasidae
Product: anoctamin-10-like
Exons: 5
Coding region: 38-1804 (588 amino acids)
Source: RefSeq, a predicted model, not a curated record
AAGAAGGUGUGGAGGACCACGCGCAGGAGUAGUGGCGAUGGCUGCGGGAGCGUCGGAGGACAAUCGCUUCGACUUCGUGGUCCUGGUACGCGGCGGGGUCUCCACAGCCAACUGGCUGUCGGGCCUUUUGCGCGACAAGGGCCUCGUCGUCGAGUCGACCCCCGUACGACGAGAAACACACUUUCUCCUCCUGAUCCGCCUGCCACUGCAGUUGAUUCCAGAAGCUGCUCAGCAGGCUAAACUUUUCAAGCUGCACAAAGAUGGCCAGGAGAAGCCGUUCGUUCUAUCGCGUUGGCCAGAAUUUACGUCUGAUUCGUCGGCCACGAGUCCAGAGCAAAUUUUCACACGCUCCGAACGCCAAGCGGUUGUGCAGCACAUGGUCCUCGAAAUUCGCGCCACGGAACCCACUGAGGUUGUCGGCCAACCGACUAUGGUACUUAAGGGCCAGUCCGUGUUUGCGGCCUGCCAGCGGAACCACGUCAUCCGUGCCAUGUUCCCACCGCAUGAUUACGAAAAGCUCGCCGAGAUCCGGAAGUCUUGGAUCCAGAACAUGGCUCUGCCUGUGUUCCUCAUUCGCUCCUACUUCGGCCUUCGCAUAGCUUUCUACUUCGCCUUCCUCAGCUUCUACACGUGGAGCCUUCUGGUGCCCAUGGUUGUUGGCAUACUACUCAGUAUUCACAAGACACUAGCAUGGCGUGUCGGCGCCGUGCUCUUCAGCCUUAUGUGGAACACGCUCAUCGUGGAGCUUUGGAAACGGCGAGGCCACUGGCUAUCCUGUCAUUGGGGUCUACACGAACAAAUGCCUCCCAGAACGCGGCUUCUCUACGUCGACCAGGGAGGUCCAGGACCGCUGGCGCAACGGGUCUGGAAGCUGAUCGCCUCCCAAAUCGUGGUCACCUGCUGCGUCACCUUCAGCAUCGUGCAGCAGUACCAGUAUUUCCUCCUGGAAGCCUACGUGGCGCAGACGUUUCCCGUGGGUCCGCGGUUGCACACGUUCAUCAGACUGGUACCGGGCAUCCUCAACGCCCUGGUGAGCAUUGUCGCCAGCGAUGUCUACAGGUCGCUCACCAGGAAGCUGACAGGCUGGGAGAAUCAUCGUACUUUGUCGGAGUACGUGCGACACUUCACAGUCAAGCUGAUCGUGUUCGAUUUCUUCGCGAGGUUCGGCACGCUCUUCUACACGGCAUUUUAUCUUCAGAACAUUCCCCUGUUACGCAAGCAAGUCUACAUCCAACUCAUUCUAUCUUUCACCAAGGACAACUUCAUCGAAGUGGCAAUGCCCAAAGCCGUCCGGCGCACCACCAUGCUCUUACGCAGUUUGGUCAGACGCGAAUCGGACUACCUGCCCGGGAUUCACAGCAUCUUAAGCGAGGCUGAAAUGCCCGUCUACGGCACGACCUACACUGACUAUUACAAGAUGUUCAGCCAGUUUGCGUUUGUUUUUCUGUUUGGUGCCGUCGUGCCCCUCGCGCCCCUGCUCGCCUUCAUGGGAAACAUGGUGGAAAUGAUGGUUGUUGGCUAUAAGCUGAUCGCAGUCUUUCAACGACCCCUCCAAGUUGGCUCGGAAGGGAUUGGAAUUUGGGAGCCUGCGUUCAGAGCGAUUGGCUUCUUAGCCGUACCGACCAAUAUAGCGUUGCUGUGCGUCGAACAUCAGGACUCCGUCUCAGCACUUUCCCGACUGUUCAGUGACACGGAGUUCGUCCUCUUUCUGGUUCUCAUAGAGCACAUGCUGUUAUUUUUUAAAUUUGUGUUGCAGUACACGCUACGGACCGAGAAUGAUUGUCCGCACCUGUUACCACCCUGAUUAAAUAGGAACUGCUUGACUGA